GAACCAUAAGACAAGAACCAAGGCCAACUCCCCCCCUUCGUGACAUUAUCACCUCUUUUUCCUGCACCGGUCUUCGUUGCCGGUAUGACUUGUCCAAAUUGGCCUCCACCUCUCUUGUUAUCUAUCACCUCUUCGUUCUUCUGAUCUUCCGUUACCUGUCCAAUUUCGUCUAUCACAUGAAAUUUGGAAGAUUUCCAAUGUCUUAUACCAUUAAAGGAAUCCCCAUGCAUCUUGGCUCGGCUCGUCAUUAGCCUGUUUCUUUUCCUCUCAAAAGGGCUGGCUAAUGCUAUUGACCUUUAAUCUGCAAGGAAAGAAGAAUGACAGUAGCUAAGGAAGCUAGAAAGCUCUCCUCUUCCUUAGCGGUACUCUCUCUACUCUCUGUACUGCUGCUACCAACGUUCUCAUGUUCUUCUCUUGUGUCAGCUCUGAACACCAUCACCCAUCUUCCGGGAUUUCAUGGAACCCUGCCCUUCUAUUUGGAAACCGGAUACGUGACGGUGGAUGAAGCGAAUGAUGCGCAGCUUUUCUACUACUUCAUAAAGUCUGAGAGGAAGCCGGAGGAGGAUCCUCUAAUGGUGUGGCUGUCAGGAGGCCCGGGCUGCUCGGCGUUUUCAGGUUUGGUUUUUGAGAUUGGCCCUCUAAAAUUUGACGUUGCCGGGUACACUGAUGGUCUGCCAACCUUGGUCUACCACCCAUAUACUUGGACUAAGGUGUGCAGCAUCAUCUUUCUCGAUUCGCCGGUCGGAACUGGAUUCUCCUAUUCGAGUAUGGGGAAAAGUUACGAGACAGGAGACACCAAAGCGGCCCGACAAGUCCACACUUUCCUUAGAAAGUGGUUUAUUGAUCACCCAAAGUUCCUCUCCAAUCCACUCUACAUCGGUGGAGAUUCGUAUUCUGGUAUUAUUGUGCCAGUUGUUGCUCAAAAAAUAGCAAAAGGUGAUCAAGAUGGAGAUGAACUGCCCUACAAUCUCAAGGGUUAUCUGGUUGGCAACCCGGUAACGGAUGAGAAGUUUGAUAAUGGGGCAGUUGUUCCAUAUGCUCAUGGGAUGGGACUUAUAUCUGACGAACUUUAUGAGUCAACCAAGAAAAGUUGUGGAGGAGAAUAUGCUAGUCCUAGAAAUGAGCAAUGUGCAAACUAUCUGCAGUCUGUAAAUGAGUGUACUAAGGGAAUAAACUCAGAGCAAAUUUUGGAGCCACUAUGCUUUUCCGCGAGCCCAAAGCCCAACAUGGUUGCUGCAUAUAGCAGGAGAUUGCUUAAAGAGGAUAUUAAAAAGUUUCCUUUAUUAAAUUCUGACCUUCCUUUGGAGUGUAGAAGUUUUGGAUACUUGCUUUCCUACUUCUGGGCAGACAAUGAUACUGUUAGAGAGGCUCUCAAUAUUCGUAAGGGGACAGUGCAACAUUGGCAGAGAUGCAACCAUGACCUACUUUAUACAUACGAUAUCCCAAGUUCUAUAAAGUUUCAUCUGAAUCUGACCAGCAGAGGUUACCGAGCGUUGGUAUACAGUGGUGAUCACGACAUGGGUGUACCUUUUGUGGGCACGCAAGGAUGGAUUAGAUCUCUCAACUUCUCCAUCGUGGAUGACUGGCGGCCAUGGUCGGUAGAUGGGCAAGUCGCAGGGUUCACGAGGACUUACUCAAAUAACCUGACUUUUGCAACUGUGAAGGGUGCGGGACACACAGCUCCAGAAUACCGGCCAAAAGAGUGCUUGGCUAUGCUUCAAAGGUGGCUUUCUGGCGCCCCUCUGUAACAUGAUUAUCCUCCAUAAUUAACCCCAAAAUCCGCAGUAGCCUGAUUAUAAUCUGCGGGCUUGGUGUCAACUGGUGUUCUCUAUGAUAAAAAGUACUUAUAAGAAGUCCCAGAAUUGGAGAGAAGAGCUACCAAGAUUCCAGAGUAAUUCAUCUUCAAAAUUGUGAACCCUUAUGCACACACCAGCUUUGUUGUAUCUUGAUUGUUUUUUCAAGAAAAGACUGCCAGUAGAAUAGUCAGAAUAGAAGAUUGCCAUUAUCCAACUAUUCAUUAUAAAAAUUUUAAGAGCGUCCACUUCUUGGACUAUUAUGAAAUUCAAAGGCCAGUUUGCUUUUAA
Molecule: messenger RNA, 2084 nt
Organism: Phoenix dactylifera (date palm)
Lineage: Eukaryota; Viridiplantae; Streptophyta; Magnoliopsida; Arecales; Arecaceae
Source: RefSeq, a predicted model, not a curated record